This is a messenger RNA of Phaedon cochleariae (mustard beetle), 2755 nucleotides long. The record is from the annotation of a GenBank genome assembly. NCBI's taxonomy places the organism in Eukaryota, Metazoa, Arthropoda, Insecta, Coleoptera, Chrysomelidae.
GGAUGACUACACAGUUUGCCUCGAUUCCGACAUGACUAGGAGCGGAGUUAUCGAUUCCACAGAGCAGAAAAAGAUCGAUUCAGAUGUGAUCGAUAAUUGCAACAUACCACAAGAUACCUCACAAUACACGAUCUCAGAGAAAAAAGCGCCCAACUUAGCCACUUUUUACUUCAAUCACGACACGAAUACCAGCAUGGAUGAAGCAACGCAACAAUUUGCCUUGGAUACGGUAAAUUCACGAAAUAAUGUCCUAGAUAACAGCGCCAGUGCAGGAGUUGAAGAAACGAACGAAAAUGUUGCACAUUCUAGACCGAAAUUGAAUAAACCUGCGAGGGGACCCAGGCCGAAAUCGGUUCCAGAAGAGAAAAUCAAAAUACUGGUGCAAAAAGUUGAGGAACUGGUGAGCGCCGACAGGAAGCAGCUCCACAAAAUAUCGAGGGUGAACAAAUGGCUGAGUCUGGAGAAGCCCGACGACAGCUGCGACGCCAGCGGAGAAGACGACGAAAAAGAGUCCCAAACGUCCGAAGACGUAGACACGAGCAGCGCCACCUUGCGGGAAGAGCAGUACUCCAUGUCGCAGAACACUUCUUUCGACGAGUUGAUUUCGAAUAGCGGGAGUCACCAAUGGCUGGGCUCGAUAACACAGUUCGAUGACAUUACCUCCACUACGGUUAUGAACAACUUCUCGAUAUCGGAAUCAGCCCUCCAUCAGAUGAGCCUAUCUCCGAAAGGGUCUGACAGGUUUUCGAAUUAUUUCCCCACAGCGAGCAGCAAUAAUGUCAACGUCAAUUCCAACAAUUCCACAUCGUCAACAGUAGAAGAAGUAUCACCUCUGAUAACAGAAAAAUCGUCACCUAUUCGUAAGAAGAAAUCUAGGCUGAAGAAAAAAACAGCUUUCGGCAAAUCAGAUACCCACCUCCUCUACAACCCCGCUGCAGAAACCAUCAGAACACACCUCAUCAAAUCGGGAUCUUUUCCUGGAUACAGUUCACAUCUCACCAACAACGACAGGACAGCCGACAAUGACCUUGUUACUGGCCACAUUUCGAUCCAAGGGGUAUACUGCGACACCUCCACCACUAGUGGUGCCGACAGUGAAGAAGAUAACAACACAAGCACGGUAAACUUCAAAUACGGCGAAAAAACUAGAUACUUACAUGGAGUGGAUAGCAGGGAUGACAGUCCUGGUAAAAUCAGUUUGAAGAAUGCAGAAGAGCAAUCCAGUUCACUGUCUGAACAAGCAUGGGACAAUUAUCAGGAAAACUAUUUGUCGGAGCCGUACAGUGAAUCACAUGACUCGGACGCGGCGAGGCGGCUCCUGAACUUCGGCGAGGACUACAGGAACUUCAUCGACAGCCAGUCCGAUUGGUCGGCCCUUUCCGACAUUUCCCCGCGGAUGAAGAGGAAAUCUAGGGUAGCGUCGAAUGAAGAAGACUCGAACGAGGACGAGGAGUCCUUGAGGCAGAUCAUCAACGAAUCGAAAGAACAACUGAAAAAUGCGGAGGAGAUUAGCGAGCAGAUCAAAGCGGGGAUCAAUAAUUUUCUGGUUACCAAUGAAAUAGAAGAGCUUAUUUCAACCUGUGAUCGACAUGUCAAUAUAUUGGACCAUUUGAUAAAAUCAUCAGACGAGUACAAAAUGUCAGUUGGAGAUAAACUGGCCACAACCGACUUACUGAAUGGAUGGCGAAUAGUGAAAAGCAGAAGCAUAGCAAUGUUUGAGUAUAGAAGAAUCCGUAGACAAAUACUGGACGCUAAAUCAUUGCUGGAGCUGAUCAGCAUGCCAGGAAAAAAUGAAGCCUCCAAAAAUUUGUAUCCAGUUGCAGAUAUCCAUAAUGAAAUUGACGCUUGCAAUUCAGUCCAAGAGAGGAUAACUUCACAAGGAAUGAAGCUUGCUGCCUUGAAUGCUCUCGUCCACCGGUAUACGCUCGACAACCAAAAUUUGGAGGAGUUGAGUUCUACGCUGAAAAUCGAAAUCACAGAGUUGUAUGAGCUCUACGAUAAUGCCCGUACAUGUGUCGCCGACAAGUUGUGUCAAAUCGAAAGUAUUUUGCCGGCUUGGAAGACUCUGGAGUUUCGGUUGGAACAGCUGCAGAAGGAUCUGCAGGAAGACAAGAAGACCAUUCAUCUUCUGGACUCCUCACUGACCAACGGCAAUUUCAGCGACCAAACUGCCACGUCCGUAAGGGAAGUUGCAAAGUUAUUGUCGGAAAGUGUACAUCAGACGUACAGCCACCUUCACCAAGAGGGUUCCUUCUCCGACAGCGGCAUCUCCGACGAGGGCUCCGAGCAGGAGAUAGGCGAGAGACAGCGCCGGCUGGCGGCCAUCCGCCGGCUCGUCCGGCAGCUGGAGCUGGGCCUGGCGCCGGACUCGCGGGACCGGCUGGCGAUGAGAGAGAGGAUCGAGUUGGCCGAAGAGGAGCUCAAAGCGCUGCAGCUGCGCUGUAGGGCGCUGGUCGUGCGGUCGGCGGCGUGCUGCGUGACGUCAGCGGACGGAGUCAGGCCUCCCCAAGAGGAACAUCCCCCGAAAGCCCCAAUCGCCCCUACCGCGUCCAACGACAGUGGCGACCCGGGCAGCGGCCCUUCCUCCGUUUCGUACUUCCGGCGCAUCUUCAGGGCCUCCCUGCUCUUCCAGCUCGCUCUACUGGCCCUCGUCUGCGUGAGCUGGCUCUUCGAGCCGAAAUGCUGCGACCAGAUGAACAACUUCUCGUGGGGGCUGAGCCCCAAGUUGCAUUACGAGGGGCGACCGCCCAUAUGA